AUGCAGGAAAAAUAAAAUGAAUUAUUUGAAAUCCUAUAAAAAUAAGCUGAAGAGAGGAAGUUAUUCAAAAAACAAGAAAUGAUUUCACUAAAGAAAUAAAAAAUAGCAGAAAUUAAAUAAGACAAAAAAAAAAUUACUGAUGGUCUAGCUAAACAUCCUUAUUCAUUUUAACCAGGCAAAGGAGUUGGAUAAUAUUUUUAGAAAAGUGACUUCCUCUUACCUAAAUCACAAAAAUAAGGUUUGGAAAGAAUUCAAAGUGCAUGGCUGCCUACAUACAGUCAUUCUCGUUUAAUUAGUGCUACACCCUUUGAUACAGAGCCAUUUCCUCGUCCUCCAUCAGUCAAAGAGAAGGUUUGGAGGCCAUUUUCAUCUUAACCGAAUAAGCUGAACUUGAUAUAAUUAGUACCUCAUAGUCCAAAAGACAAUGCAUUAACACCCAAAAAGAACUCGUUGGCUUUUGAUUCAGGUGAGAAGCUAAUUCCUAUGAAACCCAUCCUUCCAACCAGAAGAAUAUUCAGUGCAUUUCCAAAAUGA
Molecule: messenger RNA, 534 nt
Organism: Paramecium tetraurelia
Lineage: Eukaryota; Ciliophora; Oligohymenophorea; Peniculida; Parameciidae
Exons: 2
Source: RefSeq, a predicted model, not a curated record